AUGGUGGCGAAGAGACAGGACAGGCAGAUUGUGUAACUAAACCUAGUUAUAAUGGAGGCAAUUCACCAGUCUUUUCUUCGAGUUCUACAAAGAACAACCUCUUGUAGCUGGACAAGACACAACUUGUAUCGUAUUCAAAGAUGUUCUCUUCAUCAAGAUUUAGUGAGGCAUAGAAUUUCAAAAUCAACAGAAAUAAGUGUAUGGACAUACAAAGCAGUGCAAAGAAAAGCAUUGCUUCAAACUGUUAGUGCUGUGCACUUACAGACAAACAGACAUAUGGCAGGUCAUAGUAAGUAUUCGAACAUCAAACAUCGGAAAGAGGCGCAGGAUUAUAAAAAGUCAACCAUGAUGAACCAGUACGUCAGACUCGCCAUAACAGCUGUAAAAGAGGGAGGUUCUACGGAUCCUAAACUUAACCCGAGGUUAGCUCAAGUUUUAGAGAAUAUCAAAAAACAAAGUCUUAGUGUUGACGCAUUCAACAGGAUGCUGGAAAAGAUGAAUAAAAAGGGAAUGAACUCUAAAGAGCAUAUGUAUGAAGUAAAUGGACCAGGUAAUUCUAUCUUCAUAGUCCUUAUGGACACAGACAAUGUGAACAAUGGAAGAACAGACCUAAAGAAUGCCCUCAAAAGACUUCCUGUGAAGAUCAGCAACAGCCCUACCACAUUACAUUAUUUCAAACAGCAAGGAAUAUUGUAUGUGACCCCUGACCCUAACCGACCUGAUCUUGACCUUGAGGAAGUUGCCAUAGAAUGUGAAGCAGAGGAUGUCACCACAGAGACUAAUGAGGAGGGUCAAAAGGUCAUCAAGUUUAUAUGUGAUCCUUCUCAGCUAAUGGAGGUGAAGUCACGAUUAGAGGGACAGAAUUUGACAGUGGAAUCGUUUUUUGAGGACUAUAGUCCGUUAAUGCCAGUCACGCCCUCAGAGGCGGAGCUAGAGGAGAUAAACACCAUCAUUGACAGACUCGAAGGGGCAGAUAACUUUGUACAGAUGUAUUCUAAUAUAAAAUCCUGAGUGUUAAUACAUUUAUAGAUAAAAUUUUAUAUAUUUAUUUCAAAGACCUUUCUUUUGAUGGAAAUUUGGAGUGAUUUUCAUCAUCAGUGUUUGUGUAAUUCAUGCUAUGAAAAAUGAGAUAAUGUCUCAAAACUAGCUACCAAUGCAGGGAAUUAGGUUGAUACAUCUGAAAAUAUGAUCAGUGAUGUUAUGAACAACACUAUGACUUAGUAGAUACAUUGUAUACUAAUGUAUGCAUUGAACAAUAUUUAUCUUAAGGUGGAAAUAAUGUAUAAAAUAUAUGAAUGAUUAUGUUUUUGUGACAGUUUGAAAAAUCUGGCCAACAGAAUUACUCAAUUAAAAUAUUAAAUUAGAUGCAGAGAUGACAAAAAAUUAAAGUACUGAAAAGCA
Saccostrea echinata is the source of this 1401-nucleotide messenger RNA. Its product is annotated as probable transcriptional regulatory protein CPn_0573/CP_0176/CPj0573/CpB0595. Lineage: Eukaryota; Metazoa; Mollusca; Bivalvia; Ostreida; Ostreidae. Bases 52 to 1011 code for a protein of 319 amino acids. The record is from RefSeq and is a predicted model, not a curated record. The transcript is spliced from 6 exons. Gene Ontology annotation, cellular component: mitochondrion.